UAUAUAUGAAAAUUCCAACUAACUUUUGGAAACUAUUCUACAUGAAUUCAAUUUUGAUGAUGCACUUAAGUUUAUGCUUAGCUCUGACAGCAUUAUUACCGUAAAUCGCGGAAUAGAAUGGUUAUGUGGAUUUGGGCAAUUAUUCGAUUUUGGCAAUCUAUAUGGCAGAAUUCAUUUUUAAUAUACUCUCACCUGCUUACUUAAAAAACAGAAAAUUCAAUAUAGCAUUUACUUUUCAAGCUUUACUAGUGGUGCCUAGCUUUUUUGCUUCUGAGUAUAUUUAAUAGAAAUUGUAGUUAUCUUACAAAUUGCCGAAACGGUGAUGAUAGCGCAUGGAUAUGUAAGCCUCAGAUUCUCAGUCCAAUAAGCAUAAUUUUUACUUUUAUUUUAGGAGCAGGACUAGGAGGAUACUUUGUUGUAUAAAACUAUUAUGUAAGUCAAUGUGCAACAGCAGAAUCAUCUGAGAUAAUGUUUAGUACAACCUACAUCCUAAUGGGGCUAUCAUCUAUGCUAAGUGGGUUUUACUCUAAGUUAAUGCUGAGGCUGGUAUCUAGGUCGACAUUUUUUUGGGUGACUGGUUUCAUAGAAUUGGGAUUAUCUAUGCUAUUUUCAUUCAUCCGAACUCCAUAGAAGAUGGAAAUGCUCGUGAGUGGUGCUAAAGUCAAUGAUUCAGAAAUAGAAAAGGAAACUAAUAAAGAGGAAGAUUCAAUAAAAUAAAAUAUUCUGGACAUGUAUAAGGUGUUUUUGGAUAAGAGUACUUACAUAUAUUAUCCAUUAUUCUGGAUGACAGGAGUAAUAAUUGGAUUCGAAUAUGGUUUACUAUAUUAAUUUAUAAAUAAAUCAUUGGAAAAGAAUGACUAUGAUGAAUAAACUAUUAAUGAGAAAACAGCUGAAGUCUAUUUAUUCGUAGGAAUUGCUUAAACUUUAGGAGCUUUAUUGAAUGGAAUUAUAAAGAAAACUUUAAAAUCAUAAACAAGUAUAGUGCUUUACACAAAUUUGCUAAGCAUUAUUGUUAUUUUGGCAUUAGUAGAAUCCUUCAUUGAUAGUUUCAACAUAACUAUAAUUCUUGGAUUCUUCUUGUAAAUUUAUAGUUUAUUUUAGAGGACUAGCUGACAUAAGUGGAUAGUUCAAUUCUGCAAUAACAAUUUCAGAAAAAUAUAAGGAUGCUCUGCCUGUGUAUGGAAUUUACUUUUGCUUUUAAAAUCUUUCGAUUGCACUUGUGAUUAUACAGGCCACGUUAUUAGAGUAUGUGCAUUUGGGAUACAAUUUAUUCUUAAUAGGAAUUUCUCAGAUUGUAGUGAACUUGGCUAUGCAUUACGUAAAUAGAAAGAAGGCUGAAUGA
Molecule: messenger RNA, 1342 nt
Organism: Paramecium octaurelia
Lineage: Eukaryota; Ciliophora; Oligohymenophorea; Peniculida; Parameciidae
Source: the annotation of a GenBank genome assembly